Molecule: messenger RNA, 928 nt
Organism: Gymnodraco acuticeps
Lineage: Eukaryota; Metazoa; Chordata; Actinopteri; Perciformes; Bathydraconidae
Product: IgA FC receptor-like
Exons: 4
Coding region: 203-928 (241 amino acids)
Source: RefSeq, a predicted model, not a curated record
UCGUCUGAAGAAAACAGAAAGACGAGAAGGGAGAAAAGAUGCCGAUGCAACAAAUGGGUUCCAAGAGGGGACAAUUGUUUUCGGGAGAGCUUUUGAAAAAGGGUCAGGUCUUGAUUCUCAAGUCACAGACGGGACCAAUAAAUCAUCCUCAAACGCUUAUGAGGAGGAUGAAGGUGAUUAUCAAGCAGACGCUGCAGGCUGGAUGAGCCCAACACAAGUGGCCAGUCCCCAAGACUCAUCAUGGAAGAGCAUGUCGCCCUCACUGCAGUGUGGUUCGGGCCAGUUGAAGUUCAGAGCGGUGGAACCAGGAGCAUCACAAUUUGCAGUAGAACAAGGAAAUGCACCUCCAAUGCCUCUGUCCCAGGUCCCGUCUACCUGUGGCUACAGCAUGCAGAGGAACUCACAUGCACUUGUCAUGUUGGUUCCCUAUGAUGGCUGCAACAUGGUUCAAGAGGGUGGAAGUUAUGUACUCCCGAUGCGUUGGCAAGGAAUUCCAGUAUCUCUCUGGUGUUCCAAACCUGCCUCAACUCCUGCUUCCAAAACGACUUCCCCCAAUUCCCCUGUAGCUCAGAUGCCUCAAUACCCUCAGAUUCCUCAAUUCCCUGAUAUACCACAGAUGCCUCAAUUCCCUGAGAUGCCUCAGAUGCCUCAAUUCCCUGAGAUGCCUCAGAUGCCUCAAUUCCCUGAGAUGCCUCAGAUGCCUCAAUUCCCUGAGAUGCCUCAGAUGCCUCAAUUCCCUGAUAUACCUCAGAUGCCUCAAUUCCCUGAGAUGCCUCAAAACCCUGAGAUGCCACAAAACCCUGGGAGGCCUCAAUUCCCUGGGAGGCCUCAAUUCCCUGAGAGGGCUCAAUUCCCUGAGAGGCCUCAAUCCCUGAGAGGCCUCAAUUCCCUGAGAGGCCUCAAUUCCCUGAGAGGGCUCAUUACCUGA